GAGAGUGUGUGUUCGUGCUGGAUGUGGGCUACAUUGUUGCAGCUCGCGGGAGGAAGGCGGAGAGGGAAAGACAGAGAGGGAAGGAGGGGGACUCUCUCCUUUCGGAUGCUGCGAGAAGCCCUCGAGGUAGUCCAGUCACCUCGCAGCGCUGUAGGAUCCUGGGCCCCGGAUCCCGCCUGGAGCCCACUCUCGGAGGACCCCGGCCAGCCAUGGAUGCCUGCAACUUGGAGCGAACGGGGACUGUUUGAUUGAUUGUGCCGAGCACCCCCCCUUCGCUCCCAGAGACCCCGAAGAUCAGGGGGCAGCCUGCGCUUGGGCUCCGGGAGCCAGAGGAGCCCAGAGCUGCGCGGGGCGGGGGGGAGGGGGUUCCCUCCUGCCCCAGCCGGGGGCUGCGUGGAAGAGAAGGGAGAGAAGGGCGGGGAGGGGCGGAAGAGGGAAAGGAGAAGACCGGGCAUGACUCGUUUAACUUGCGGCGGGCAUCUGCCGAGGCUCUGAGCCGGCUGCCCUGGGGGGCCGGUUUGUGCCUGCGACCUGGGCACCCCAGCUGUACCCGAUCCCGAGUUGACACACUGCGGCGAGUUGACCUGGAUACUCGGAGUGCCGACCACCCAAUAUCGAUCCCAGUUCGUCUUUGGGGAUCGUUUCGGGAGAGGGAGGGGAGCUCUCCUCGGACCCCCUCUCCCAGGACCUACAGCCCCCCAAUGGCUCGGAUGGGGCAUGCGGUCGUCUCUGGCUGCUGGUGGGCUUUCGCUCUUAGCUUGGCCACUCUCUUCAUUCCAGGUCUGCAGGCCCAAGUGGUCCAGGUGAAUGACACCGUAUCUGGCUUCAUUGGCACAGAUGUGGUGCUCCACUGUAGCUUCUCGAACCCCCUACCCACGGUGAGGAUCACCCAGAUGACAUGGCAAAAAGCCACCAAUGGCUCCAAGCAGAAUGUGGCCAUCUACAAUCCAAAUAUGGGAGUCUCAGUGCUGGCUCCCUACCGAGAGCGUGUGACCUUUCUCCAGCCUUCCUUCACUGAUGGUACCAUCCGACUCUCCCGUCUCCAGCUGGAGGAUGAGGGUGUCUAUAUCUGCGAAUUUGCUACUUUCCCCACAGGGAACAGGGAAAGCCAACUCAACCUCACUGUUCUAGCCAAACCAACAAACUGGAUGGAAAGCACAAAGAAAACCCUGACAGCCAGGACUGGACAGACAGAAAAGGUCCUGGUGGCCACUUGUACCUCAGCCAAUGGGAAACCACCCAGUACUGUUUCAUGGGACACCCGGCUGAAGGGUGAAGCAGAAUUCCAGGAGAUCCGGCACCCCAAUGGCACAGUGACGGUGAUCAGCCGAUACCGCCUAGUGCCCAGUCGAGAAGCCCAUCGGCAGCCUCUGGCUUGCGUCGUCAAUUACCAACUGGACCGGUUCAGUGAGAGUGUCACCCUCAAUGUGCAGUAUGAACCUGAGGUGACCAUUGAGGGCUUUGAUGGAAACUGGUACCUGAAACGAAUGGAUGUAAAACUCACUUGCCAGUGUGAUGCCAACCCUCCAGUCACCCACUACCAGUGGAAACUGUUGAAUGGUACUCUCCCCUCAAGUAUGGACACCCAAAACAAGACCCUGUUCUUCAAGGGGCCUGUGACCUAUAGCCUGUCUGGGACCUACAUAUGUGAAGCUACCAAUCCCAUUGGCACACGUUCAGGAAUGGUAGAGGUCAAUAUCACAGAGUUCCCCUACACCCCGUCUCCAACUGAACACGACAAGCGAUCUGGGUCCGGCGUCCCCACGCCCAUCAUUGGGGGCGUGGUGGGGGGCAUCAUCCUGGUGCUGUUUGUGGCGUUGGUGCUUGUGGUCUACUUCCGCCGGCGCCGACACACCUUCAAGGGGGACUACAGUACCAAGAAGCAUGUCUACGGCAAUGGUUAUAGCAAGGCGGGGAUUCCACAACACCACCCACCCAUGGCCCAGAACCUCCAGUACCCAGACGACUCAGAUGAUGAGAAGAAGGCUGGGCCGCUGGGGGGGAGCAGCUAUGAGGAAGAAGAGGAGGAAGUGGGUGGGGGGGAGAGGAAGGUCGGGCCCCCACACCCCAAGUUUGAUGAGGACGUCAAGCGGCCCUACUUCACCGUGGAUGAGGCUGAGGCCCGAUCUGAUGGUUAUGGGGACCGGACUCUUGGCUACCAGUAUGACCCUGAGCAGCUGGACUUGGCUGAGAACAUGGUUUCUCAGAAUGAUGGGUCUUUCAUUUCCAAGAAAGAGUGGUACGUGUAGCCCCACCUCUACGCCCGCUCCCUUCCCCCCUCACCCGCACGACCCCAGCCCCCAGGUCCCCGAGGAGCUCAGCAGAGACUCAAGUGCCCCACCUUGAAGCCCCCCUACACUCUCAAGGUAUAUGGGGGAAAGGAUCAAGCUGGGGCAGGGGGCUACUUUAUUUUUUAUCUCUUUCCUGGAUGACUGCCUUCUACUCCCUGCCCCCUCCUUUACCCCUUCCCCCCCUUCCUGUGGUGUUGUGUUCGACUGUGGCUUUGGUGUUCCUGUACUUUCCUUUGACUACUAUCUGCCCCGUGUAUAUGGAGCCUGUUCAUGUCUUGUUGUGUUUCUUGACCCUGGGAUAUGAGGGGGCCCUCCCCCUCAUCCCCUGCCCCCAAACACUGGAAUUUGUUUAUAUGUUGUCUUCAUUUUUUUUUCUUUAUGGAGGGGGAGAGCUCCCCUGGAAGAUACCCAACCCACCUCUCCCUCCCCAAUGCUAUUCCCUUUUCCUAGGUUGGGCAAACCUAGGACCACCUUCCUCUUUCAGUCUAUCAUGAUUUAGCUACAGUGAAUGGAUGAUUGUAGACCACCCUGACUCAUCCCAGAUGGAAGGGAUGAAGGAUUAGAGGAAGCAAAGCGAUGAAAUUGAACAGUUGCAGGAUACAUUUUAAAUAAGAAAAAUCUGGAUUGUUAAUUCUAGGCCUGAUAAUGCAAUGCCCACGCUGGUCAGAGGAUAUUUUGCAUUUUUUUUCCUCACUGCCUAACAAAGGGUUAGGUUAGCCAUGAUUUGAUUCCUCUCUUAGACACACACACACACACACACACACACACACACACACACAAA
Trichosurus vulpecula (common brushtail) is the source of this 3072-nucleotide messenger RNA. It is a transcript of the gene NECTIN1, whose product is annotated as nectin cell adhesion molecule 1. Gene Ontology annotation, biological process: homophilic cell-cell adhesion; protein localization to cell junction; heterophilic cell-cell adhesion. NCBI's taxonomy places the organism in Eukaryota, Metazoa, Chordata, Mammalia, Diprotodontia, Phalangeridae. The transcript is spliced from 6 exons. Gene Ontology annotation, cellular component: adherens junction. The coding region runs from base 702 to 2249 and encodes 515 amino acids. The record is from RefSeq and is a predicted model, not a curated record.